This is a messenger RNA of Sorghum bicolor (sorghum), 673 nucleotides long. RefSeq lists its product as uncharacterized. The coding region runs from base 98 to 646 and encodes 182 amino acids. The record is from RefSeq and is a predicted model, not a curated record. NCBI's taxonomy places the organism in Eukaryota, Viridiplantae, Streptophyta, Magnoliopsida, Poales, Poaceae. The transcript has 4 exons.
CAGCCUUCCACCACCCAACUGGAAAAACCCCAACUCACCGCGGUGCCUUCCUCCAUCUUCCUCCUCAGCUAGAGCUCGAGCACGCAACAGAGGGCAUAUGUGGAGACGACGUUCUCUACCCAUCUCAAGCCCCAUGUGUGUCCUCCACCCUGGUGCGUCGUCCUCCACCUCGACGGUGGCCAUGGUGGCCUUCCCGUGGUGGAUCCAUGGAGCACUGGCCUUCCCAUGGUGGAUCCAUGGAGCACGACACAGAUCCAACAACGUGGUGGUCUCCUCCACCCAUCAGGCAAUGGGCCCAUCCCCCAUCCCAUCGAUGGAGGCGGCUCGAUCUACACCCUCGACGGCGCCCCAACCCAUCACCAAGCGGGGGAGGGGGCUGGGGACGGGCUAUGGGAGUGAGCUGGCGGUAGGUGAAGGUGCUGGGGGCCAACGAGGUUGGGGGCGGGCGGAUCCCGUGCGUGUGGAGAGCGGAGACAAUUCCUUUCUUCUCGUGCGGGGGCAGAUUCAGCUGAUAAGCUCAAGCGAACAAGAAACGCUGGUUUUUGUUGACAGCACAACACUGAUUCAAGUAUGGAUGAACAGAUAUAGCGGAUAUGCGGAACUUUGGGGCAGCGGCAAUUACUCCAGCAGUCCUCCAUCGUUAUAAAACAACUUUUGUGUGAACAGCAGUAGC